Molecule: messenger RNA, 2381 nt
Organism: Onychostruthus taczanowskii (white-rumped snowfinch)
Lineage: Eukaryota; Metazoa; Chordata; Aves; Passeriformes; Passeridae
Gene: BLNK
Product: B cell linker
Exons: 25
Coding region: 1-1842 (613 amino acids)
Biological process (GO): intracellular signal transduction; cell surface receptor protein tyrosine kinase signaling pathway
Cellular component (GO): cytoplasm
Source: RefSeq, a predicted model, not a curated record
AUGCAGAUCAAGUCUUUCUGCCUGCAUAGAAGCAUGACCACAAAACUACCAUCUCAAGAGGAGUUUGAGAACUGGACAGCUUUUCAAGUUGCAGAUCUCUUAAGACAGUUUGGAAUGCCUGAAUCUGCUGUGGUUGUAGAAAAACUGUGCAUGAAUGGAUCUCAUUUCUUGAAUGCAUCAGAACAUUGGCUGAGCAGAUUCAAAACAAUGCACCAGCCGAAGCUCCAAAAGAUGGUGCAUGACAUCAAGAAAAAUGAAAGUGGGAUAAUAAACAAGUUCAAAAAGUUCCAAAAUGAACAAGUGGCCUUAAUUUGCAAAACUGGGAAAGAUACUUGGGAUCGCCUUAAAAAAAAGCCACCGCCAAGUCUGCCACAAAGGGAUUAUGCUUCAGAACACGCAGACAAUGAAGAGGAACAAUGGUCAGAUGAUUUUGACAGUGAUUAUGAAAAUCCAGAUGACCACUCUGACUCUGAGAUGUAUGUGGUCCCCAGUGAAGAGAAUCCUGAUGACAGCUAUGAGCCACCUCCAAGUGAGAAGGAGAAAAAGAAGAUUCCCUCUUCAUUCCCUGUUUCUAGGGGUGAAUAUGCAGACAAUCGCACCAGUCACCAGACGCUUCCUCCCAUCAACAAACCUCUCCCAAGUACACCCAGUCCAGCCAUGUCCAGACCAAAGAAACCAUGUGUGCCAUCCAUGCCAUUGCCAUCUCCUGCUGCAAAACCAAAAGUGCCACCUAAGCCUAAGGAGUGCAGUGAUGAUGAGGAUAACUACAUUGUGCCAGUGGACAAUGAUGAUGAUAACUAUAUUGAACCCACAGAAGGCAGCGUGUCACUACCUACAAGAUCACCUGUGAACAGAUUUAUGAAGACAACAAAGCCAGCCCCCCCUAUUUCUCCAAAGCCUUCUCUUCCUUCUAUUAUGCAAGAAGUCUACGAGGUUCCUGAAGAAGAGGAGAAACCAUCACCACCACCAGUAACCAGGUUCACCAAGCCACUCAUGUUUAUGCCUGCACAGAAUACAGAGCACUCCCACAUGCACAGCAUGACCAGAGAGUCACCUAAGCAGGAUAAUUCCAGAAAUAUUUUGCCUCUCCCCAGAAGUCGUCUUCAUCCAAAACCAGACCAUGAAGCAAACAAUACUGAUGAAAGUCAAAGGUUCAAUAACACACAAGAAUCCAGAUUUACCACUGGAGCAGCUCCAUCUCCAUUACCAAGGGGCCUCAAGAAAGCUUCUAAUGCAGUAAUUUCACCAAAACCGUGUUUACCUUCCAGAGAGACCUUAACUGCAAAUGAAGAAAAACCCAUGGCACCAGAACGACGGCGCAAUUCCAGCCAGGAACUUCCACUUCCACCUCUUCCAAGUGGUGCCCAAAAGCCUCUGCUACAAAAGCCCUCAAUUCUGCCGAAAGUGCCGGAAGCUGCAAACCGUUCUUUGGGUGCUUCCCCUCCCAGCAGCACCUCAUCUAUUUCAAGUUCUGUGGACCAGGAUGCUGGUGUUCACAGUAAAGCAUGGUAUGCUGCUACCUGUGAUAGGAAAAUGGCAGAGGAUGCAUUGUACCGAUCAAACAAGGAUGGAUCUUUUCUAAUAAGGAAGAGUUCUGGGCAGGACUCACGGCAACCAUAUACACUGGUUGUGUUUUACAACAGAAGAGUGUACAACAUUCCUAUAAGAUUUAUUGAAUCAACAAGGCAAUAUGCACUGGGCAGAGAAAAAAGUGGUGAAGAGCGCUUCGACAGUGUUGCUGAAAUAGUAGAGAAUCAUCAGCGCACCUCCCUGGUUCUAAUUGACAGCCAAAACAACACAAAAGACUCAACAAAACUGAAAUAUAUUGUAAGAAUUUCUUAAUCGAACUGAACUGCUGAAAUAAAGACCUCUUUAAUAAUUUCUUUCAACAUACCGAGACGUGGACAAGCUAUUAAAAGAAGAAAAUCCAAAAUGAUGGGAAACACUCUUCAAGAGCCCCUACAGAGUAGUGAGAAAUGCAUUUCAUAGAGUUCAACCCCACGUCACUUUUUUCAGAGAAGUUUAACACAAGAAGCCAAAGCAGAUACACUGUCAUCUGUGACAACAUGGGUAUCCAAAGUUACAGGAAGGUCCUCUGACUGCUGUUGGAAGAUAGAUUUCUUGAAGGAUAUUUUCAUUUGAAAAAUGAGAAUACCUACAGUGAUCUAUUCUUUCAAUUUAUGUUUACCACAUAUCACUGCUUUCAGCAAUUUAUUUGUAAAGUGCACAGCCCCAGAAAUUAGAGCAACUUGACCUAAUGUACCACUGUACUCAAGUUGAAAAUAGGACUGUACUUUGAUUAGUGGCAAUAAAUCCACCUGAAUGUUUUAGAUUUAUGGACAUGUGUUGUACUUUCCCUCAGCUUCACCCUGUUUCACUGA